AUGACGAACCAGCUGGAGAGCUUGGUGGAGUCGAUCAAGUCGAAGGUGAGAGCUCUGAAGAAGAAGUCCAAGAAACCCUACAUAAAGAUGGACAAGAGCUCCAGCGUCAAGGUCGAGAUCCGUAGCAAAAAGGCUCGGAAGCUCAUUGACAAGACUCUUAAGCUCGCUGAUCGUCCCGGAAAGCGUUUUGUCUCUUGA
Fragaria vesca subsp. vesca is the source of this 198-nucleotide messenger RNA. RefSeq lists its product as uncharacterized. Lineage: Eukaryota; Viridiplantae; Streptophyta; Magnoliopsida; Rosales; Rosaceae. The record is from RefSeq and is a predicted model, not a curated record. The transcript has a single exon. The coding region runs from base 1 to 198 and encodes 65 amino acids.